Pochonia chlamydosporia 170 is the source of this 1467-nucleotide messenger RNA. Its product is annotated as proteasome regulatory particle subunit. Lineage: Eukaryota; Fungi; Ascomycota; Sordariomycetes; Hypocreales; Clavicipitaceae. The coding region runs from base 1 to 1467 and encodes 488 amino acids. The transcript is spliced from 3 exons. Gene Ontology annotation, cellular component: proteasome regulatory particle. The record is from RefSeq and is a predicted model, not a curated record. Gene Ontology annotation, biological process: proteasome-mediated ubiquitin-dependent protein catabolic process.
AUGGGCUCAGAUCCUCAGUACGCUAAGUGGCCAUUGUUGCCGUUGUCGCAGCACGUUUUCACCCUCACAAAUGCCUAUGCCUCCAAAACGGCCCAACAAGCCGCCGUCAAGGCCCUGCAAGAUGCCAUCACCGAAGACAAGAUGGCGCCGUUCUACCGGUACCUGGCACAUCCCAUCGAUGGCAUUCUGAAUGCUGUCGGCGAGGGCGGUGCUUCUGGGCCUGGAAAGCCGUUGAGCAGGAAAUCUAGCUUAGUUGGCAUGGUCGCUACCAAGGCAUCAACAACGAGCGUGACCCUACCUUGGGAUGAGGCAUUGUAUGCGAAAUUGAAGGAGGACAAUGAUAAGGAGUUGGCCGGGUUCCAAAAGGAGGAGGAUGAGGCCGUGGAGCAGGCUGGCGAAACUGAGGUCAUGGCUGCCAAGGGCAAGAGAGCAGAUUUCUGGGCCAGAGUGGGAGACAAGGACAAGGCGAUCGCUGCGUUCGAAGACGUCUUCGAGAAGACCGGUAUCUUGGGCACGAAGAUUGACCUGGUUCUGGCCAUAAUACGUAUGGGCCUCUUCUAUGGCGACAAGGCGCUGGUAAAGAAACACAUCGAGCGAGCUACAACCCUGGUUGAGUCCGGCGGUGACUGGGACCGUCGAAACCGCCUCAAGGCCUACGAAGGACUUCACCUCCUCACCCUCCGAUCCUACAAUCUUGCAGCGCCCCUUCUCCUCGACUCUCUUUCCACCUUUACGAGCUACGAACUCUGCACCUACUCCAACCUUGUUGUGUAUUCAGUUCUGGCUGGCUCUGUAUCUCUCAAGCGUGUCGACUUCAAAUCCAAGGUCGUCGACGCACCGGAGAUCAAGGCUAUAAUGGGUGACGGUGAGGACAAGUUGAUGGCUCUGAGCGGUGCUCUGAGUGCCGGCCCCGGUGCAGAUGAUACCACCGGUGACAAGGCACCACAGACUGCCACAACAACGGCUGUCAACCUGACGACGUUGGGAUCAAGCACUGAGCAGCCCGAGGCCGAGAUGGCUAUUGACUUCAGCCCCCUUGCGCUUUUGGUCAGCAGUCUGUACAAUGGCAACUACAAGACCUUCUUCCAGUCUCUUGCCUCAGUCGAGGAGCAGUUCCUUAACCAGGACCGCUAUCUUCAUGAACACAAGAGCUGGUUUAUUCGCGAAAUGCGACUGAGAGCGUACCAGCAGCUGCUCCAGAGCUACCGAGUUGUCGGGUUGGAAAGCAUGGCAAAUGAUUUUGGUGUCACAGUCGACUUCCUUGACCGUGAUCUUGCUCGCUUCAUUGCCGCUGGCCGUAUUCCGUGCACAAUUGACCGCGUCACUGGCAAGGGCGUCAUUGAGACCAACCGACCAGAUGACAAGAACAAGCAGUACCAAGAUGUGGUUCGUCAAGGCGAUCAGUUGAUCACGAAGCUGCAGAAGUAUGGUCAAGCCGUUAGGUUGAGGGGCAGUGAGAGGGCAUAG